CUCUUACUGAUAUCACCAUAAUCAUCCCCACCAUCUUCAUCAUAAUCAUCAUCAUACUCACACAGACGGAGCCAGUCAGGAGUCCAAUUCAGGUCAAGAAUGUUCAGGUACACCGCUCCCUGGCAGGUUCUCUGUCAGAGUCUGGACCACGACAACAAGAGACUGUCGUCAGGCGAUGUUUUAGCAUCUCAUAGUUUGCAAACAUCAAGCUCUGUUCAGCUUCUUCCCUCAGAAGCUCCGCCCCCUCUCGGCCCCUCAGCGCCCCUUGCAGACAUGGACAGCAUCCCGAGGAGGUGGGUGUUGAAGCCCCUAUCUCCACUGCUACAACAGUCAGACCUGCGCACCAUCACCAGUCCGACCUGGACCCCCACCCCUGACAUGGACAGUCCUGUCUUCAGCUCUGACAGCAUCUCCAUCACUCGCAGUGUGUCUUCAGUGGUUGUCUCCUCACAGGGGGACCGGUCCAGAGACGUGGUGGUUAUGGCACGGCAGGUCGCGGUUUCACAGGAUGGUGGCGGCAGAAUCAGAAGCAGCAGCAGCAGCAGCAGCAGCAGCAGCGACGAGUUGCAUCCUAGCAGCCCCAGCAGCAGCUCAGGCUCUCAGAACGGGUUCUACUCCUUCGUAGAGGAUCCAACAAGUCUGGAGGCGGAGCUGAAUGAAGCCUGGAUGAUCUCUCCUCAGCGGCAGAAAAAGCUGGCAACUUUGAAGGAGGAAAAGGGAUUCAAGCUACAGACCUACAGCAGCAGCAGGAAGCCAGAGAGUCUGUUCUCAGAGACCAACGGGGACUUGCAGUAUAAAGUGGAUCCAAACAGCAGCCUAGUGGCAGUCAGAGAGGAAGAGGAGAAGCAGCUUCGUAAGGAAAUCAUUCGUAGUCAAGCACCAAAGAGUCCGGUAUGCGAAGACCUGAAUCUCAAUCUGAACAGAUCCACAGACAGACAGAUCGAGGGGUUCAGUGUGAGCUACAGUCCUGUCAGAUCCAGACAGGAACCUCCUCCUGCUGAUUCCGGGUCCAUCAGCAAGGAGCAGAUCAACUUCAGUGCUGCCCGUCAACAGUUCCUGAAGAUCGAGCAGGACCAAAUGGCAGCUCUUUUCAACCCCCUGAGGUCCUCCAAAACACGUCUGAACCAGUCUCUGCAGACAGAUCCUGAGGAGUCCUCAUCCCAGCAGGUGUUGAGCUCUGAUAGCGUACGGGUGAGUGAAGACACACAGAUGUUCAUACUGACAGAAGAAGAGACCUUUCCCCAGAGGAGAGUGAUGGUGAGUCAGACCGAGGACAGUCUGAGCUGCCGAAGCAGUGUUUUCGAUGACCUGGACUCAGGCCUGGAGGAGCAGUCCCUGGAGGUUGGAGGGGGCUAUACCAGUGAUGAGGGCGAGUUCAAUGACAAGUCCAUGAGAGAGACCCCAAUUGAGAGGGAGAUCCGGUUAGUUCAGGAACGUGAGGUGAACCUCAGACGCUCACGUGGGAUGACGCUCAGUGAGGACAGGGCAGAGAUGAUCCAGAUCAGAACCAAACGUUUAGCUUCACUGCAAACACCUGUCAGAGGCAAAGAGAAGAACCGAGUCAGCUUCAUGGUCCAGCGAGAGAUCCAGAAGGAGAACCAGGGGAAGGAAGAACUUGAACAGGGAGGAUUCCUGGAUAAAUACAGCCUGAAUCCUCCACAGGAACCUGAGUACAUCAAGAGGGCAUUAGACCCAGAAGACGAGGUGGAAGGGUUCAAACUGAGACCUCAGUCUGAGGUGUUCCCAUCCCCCUGCUGUCCUCAUCGACAUCCUGAGGAAACGGAGCUCUACAUCAGCCAAAUGAGUUCAUCUCAACCCUUCUCUGUGAGAGACUCAGUGGUCCAGGACACAAGAGGAUUCUACCGGGAUCCAAGAACAUCAUCAUCCUCCCACUCCUCCUCCUCCUCUCACUCCUCUCCUAUGCUGACACGUUGGUGUGACAUGACCGUGACCAACCCUCAUUCCUGGAGGGAGAACCUGGAGUCCACUGGCCUCCGGUCUAGGGGACAAGGAGCACCAGACUUCAUUGAGAAGGAGAUUGAGGAAGUCCUGAGGAGGGAGCAGGAGCUGAGGGAGCUGAGGGAGCUGAGGGAGCUGAGGGAGCUGAGGGAGUCCAGGGAAGAAACUGAUAAGGUGCUAAGCUCUCCAGCUCCUCUGGUGGAUCAGGCAACCAAGAUCGCUGUCAGUCAGUUCUACCCACCUCCAAAAUCAGAUAAAAUUGUAUCUCUGUCCUCUUCGUCUCCUCGUCCUUUUGCCCGUCUACCCAUCAUCACGGCUCAGCCCUGGACCAACUCCCCCCUCCCCUCCUCCUCCUCCCCUGUGGGGAUCAGGCAGACCCCUCUCAUGGGUCUGUCAAAGACUCUCCUUCAGGACUUUGAGGAGAGACGCUUCCAGCUGAAGCUAGAAGAGAGUGCAUAUGCAGGAAUCCAACCAGUCGAUGACGUCAACAACGAGGUUGUUGAGUCAACUAGAGUCAUUCGACAUAAGAACAAGCGAGCUCUGCGCUGGGAGGCGGGAAAGUUUGCCAACCAGGAAGACCAGUGAGAGCAGCAGCAGGUCCAGAUCCAAACCUGUGAAUGCAUCCAGAUCCAGAACCUCCUGACAUGCUGGAUGUCCACUGAUCCUCUCACAGGAUGUUUCUCUGAUUUUCUGCUUCAGGUGAUAUUUGAAGCUUUAAACUGGAACAAACCAAUGAGGCAGCUCCUGAUUGGACCAUAGAGAUCCCCUACUCUCUCCUCGUCCAAUCAGCUGUGGGCUGUUAGGUAGAUCUGAUUCAUGUAGAAAAGCAGUAAAGAGGAGCUGCAGACUGGUGACACUUUCUGAAUCAACUUUGAUGGUUUUCAUGAUUAAAACUGGAGCUUCAAAAAUCAUGCAAAGAUUAAAGAAUAUUUUUUAAAUUAACAUCCUGCUGCCUGCAAGAUUUUCAAAAUAAAACACUGUAUCUACACCAACAAA
Molecule: messenger RNA, 2955 nt
Organism: Notolabrus celidotus (New Zealand spotty)
Lineage: Eukaryota; Metazoa; Chordata; Actinopteri; Labriformes; Labridae
Gene: misp
Product: mitotic spindle positioning
Exons: 5
Coding region: 100-2544 (814 amino acids)
Source: RefSeq, a predicted model, not a curated record